CCUUUACUUCAUCAGAUAGCCGAACGUGAACAGUUUAGCUGAAGAGCACUUGCCUAAAAAACCAGGAGGGAGCGCGCGCUCAGCAUCCACGCUACAAACGGAUCUCAAGCAAGGAAAUUCGGUAUCCCAAGCUCUUCUUUCAUCAUGGACUCGUAUUCUGGCAUGUUCUUGACUCUGUGCACUUGGCUUGUUUGCUCUUUGCAUCUUUGUGCCAUUACCAGAGCGGAGGUAACUUGCGCCUCGUGCCCGUUACCAGCACUUGUAAAAAUUGGGGACGUCCAAAACAAUGCACGCACCAUCAUUCCCACGGCGGCUGGGAAAUCACUUGUCAGUUUCGCCCGCACGAGAUUGCAACCGGUUCUGGAAGGAGUUCAUGAGUUGGGAAAAGACGCGAACGCGAGCGGCGCGCCAAACUCGAUAGAAGUGGAAGUGGCGGCGCGCUCACCCGGAACGGUCUACGGUGCAAAAACACCGCCCGAGCAAACUACACGAGGAAAGCGAGGAUUUGAGGGAAAAGACAGUGCGUUACUGAGGCGCAAAAGGAGCGCGGCGCAACUGGAUGAAUUUGGCGCAAGCGCGCGGAGCGGAGAUUCCGCAGAGUCCAUGGAUGCGAUGCUGUUUGUGGAUGGACAGAAACUGCGACGCAACCGCGACGAGGGAAAAGUGACCACUUCCAGAUCGGAGGAACCCAAAGUGAGCAGUAGCACUUUUGCCCUGGCUGGAGACUCCGCUCACAACCACGCUGUCGUUUACUGGACCGGACAAAACAGCAGCGUGAUUCUGAUCCUGACCAAGCUUUAUGACUUUCACUUGGGCAGCGUCACUGAAAGCUCCCUGUGGAGAUCGACAGACUAUGGCACCACCUAUGAAAGACUGAACGACAAAGUGGGAGUGAAGACAGUCCUGAGUUACCUGUAUGUUUGCCCCACCAACCAGAGGAAGGUAAUGGUGUUGACCGAUCCAGAGUUCGAAAGCAGCAUCCUUAUAAGUUCUGAUGAAGGAGCGAGCUACCAGAAAUACCGUCUCAGUUUCUACGUCCUGAGUCUGCUUUUUCACCCUUCACAAGAGGACUGGGCUCUGGCCUACAGCCACGACCAGAAGCUGUACAGCUCAUUUGACUUUGGACGGAAGUGGCAUCUCGUUCACGAGCGAGUGACCCCCAACCGCUUCUAUUGGUCUGUAAGUGGGCUGGAUAAGGAAGCCGAUCUGGUGCACAUGGAGGCGUACACUUCUGAUGGACAUUGUCAGUAUAUGGCAUGCAGAGCCCAGGCUUGUUAUGAAUCGAGUAGGACGUUCCCGUUCCCCGGCUACAUCGAGCCAAACUCGCUGGUGGUUCAGGAUGAGUACAUCGUCAUUCAGGUGACCAUGUCUGGCAGAGCUGCUUAUUAUGUGUCUUACCAAAGGGGACCUUUUGCACGCAUCAAAAUACCUAAAUAUUCCCUUCCAAAGGACAUGCACAUCCUAAGCACAGAUCAAGGUCAGGUUUUUGCUGCUGUGCAAGAAUGGAACCAGAACGACACAUACAACCUGUACAUCUCAGAUCCGCAUGGUGUUUACUUCACUCUGGCUUUGGAAAAUGUCAAGACCACCCGAGGUCUUGGGGGCAACAGUAUGAUAGACCUGUACGAGGUUUCAGGAAUCAAAGGCAUGCUGAUCGCAAAUAGAAAAGUGGAGAACCAGGUGAAGACGUACAUCACUUACAAUAAGGGUCGAGACUGGAGGCUGCUGCAGGCGCCCACUACAGACCUGGAGGGGAACGAGAUUUACUGUGUGCAGCCAUUUUGUUCGCUACACCUUCAGCUGCAGAUGUCAGAAAACCCUUACGUCUCUGGAAGUAUUACCACCAAGAACCCGGUGCCAGGAGUGAUCAUCGCUAUAGGAAAUAUGGGCUCCGAGCUUUCCUACAAUAAUGUAGGAAUGUUUAUAUCAUCAGAUGCUGGCAAUACCUGGAGACAGAUAUUUGAUGAGGAGCACAAUGUUUGGUUCCUGGAUAAAGCAGGAGCUUUACUUGCAGUCAAACAGCCUACAGUUCCCACAAGGCAUUUCUGGAUCAGCUUUGAUGAAGGGAGACAAUGGACACACCAUAUUUUCUCAGCCAUGCCUCUGUUUGUGGAUGGCGUUUUGGUUGAGCCAGGCAUGGAGAAUCAGAUCCUGACGUUUUUUGGACACUUCAGCGAUCGCUCCGAGUGGCAGCUGAUCAAAAUCGACUACAAGUCCCUGUUUAACAAGCGUUGCUCUGAAGGAGACUAUCAAACAUGGCACUUGCACAAUCAGGGUGAGCCAUGCGUAAUGGGCCAAAAGCAGAUCUUCAUCAAACGCCGCCCAGGCAACUACUGCAUGAUGGGAAAGGACACCAGAAUCCUAUCGGCUGAGCCUUGUAUCUGUCGAGCACAUGAUUUUGAGUGUGACUAUGGCUAUGAGCGCAGAGGUGAUGGUAACUGCCUUCCUGCUUUCUGGUUUAAUCCUGCCACUGUAUCACGGAGCUGCAGUCAAGGCCAGAACUACUUCAACAGCACAGGUUAUCGCAAAGUAGCAGCAAACAACUGCACCAAAGGGGUGAAAGAGAUGUACACAGCCAGGAAACAGCAGUGUCCCAAUCGCCCCCCUCGAGGACUGCACCUGACAACCCGUGACAGCACCCUCAAAGCAAAUAUGGGCUCGAAUGUCACCUUUAUUGUACAACUGGAAGAGGGAGACUCGAUGAGGACUAAUAUCCAAUUGGACUUCGGGGACGGGACGGCAGUGUCCUACUCUAACCUCAGCUGGACGGAGGAGGGGAUCAGACAUGUGUACCGCAGCACAGGAAUCUACCGGGUCACUGCCAUUGCUGAGAACAGCCUGGGAUCUGAUUCCAGCUCCCUGUACCUGCAUGUGACUUCUCCUGUUGAGCAUAUCCAGUUGCUGGCUCCAUUUGUGGUCAUUAAGAACAAGGAAGUGAACCUGACUGCAGUGGUGUGGCCCUCUUACUCUCGAACCCUCACCUACUUCUGGUGGCUGGGGAACAAUACAGAGCCCAUCAUCACUUUAGAGGGUAGCAUAUCCUACGUGUUUCCAGUGGAGGGGACAUACGCAGUAACGGUGCAAGUCUCAUCAUCCAACACCAUUCUUCAAGACACCAAACAAAUCGUUGUGCAAGAAUUCUUCAAGUCCCUGCUUUUAUCUUUUUCUCCUAAUCUGGACGAGGCCAAUCCGGACAUCCCAGAGUGGAGGCACGAUGUAGGCAGGAUAAUUAAAAAGGCUGUGCUCCAAAUAGCUGAUAUUCCUGCUGAGCAGCUGCUGGUGGCAGUUUUCCCUGGACUCCCGACAGCUGCAGAGCUUUUCCUGCUUCCCAGCAAGAACCAAUCAGACAGCAGGAAAGGGAGUGAGGAGGAUCUGGAGAAGAUCUCAGAAAUCCUCGCCAAUGCACUGAACCAGAACCUGGUAGAAUUUGAACUGAAACCAGGAUCCAGAGUUAUCGUCUACAUCACACAGCUAACAUUAGCUCCACUGGUGGACUCAAUCCCUAGACACAGCAGUUCUGCCAUGCUGAUGCUUCUCUCCGUGGUGUUCUUGGGUUUAGCCGUUUUCCUCAUUUAUAAAUUCAAAAGAAAAAUUCCCUGGAUUAAUAUAUACGCUGAGGUGAACCAAGAGAAAGAGCAGGAGAUGAUCGGCACGGUGGGUCAGAACGACACAACCCCCAAAAUUAAGCUCAGCGAAUUCUCCAGCCCCAAAGAGCUUAUGGAGAAAGAUUUAGAAGUCCGCGUUAAACGUGGAAUGAUCAACGCCUGUGAAAGCACAAGAGAGAUUCCCAACUGUACAAGUGUCUGAAUGAACCAAGACAAGUUGGAAGUGCAGUGUAAUCAAGUGUACAGACGUGUUGCCAUUUUGAAAGUUCUGUAUGUUCUCCUUCAUUUUGUAAUUUCAGAAACAGUCAUUGUUAAUAGUUUUCUAAGGACCUCGUUUAUACAGAUUUGCAUGGAAGUCUUGUUUGAUAAGAUCUAUGCGGAAAACCUAAACGCUUAAUGAGACCUUUUUAAUGAUGAUUAAAAACAUUGCUUGUUUGAGAGAAAAUAAUGAGGCACAGUGGCAAGUUGAGAGCAAACUAGUCUUUUGUCCUUCACGACCAUAUUAAAAAAAAAAGAAGAAAAAAAAAAAAAAAAAACACAACUGUACCUUCACAAUGUAUUGAUGGCAAAAUACGCACUUCAUGGGAGUUUCAUUGUGUUAAUGACAUCUGUUGCAGAACCAGAAUGUAUAAAAUUUAGCUGAAUCCGUUUUUUUCCAUCAUUUUUCCAUCAUCAGUCAUUUUAUAGGACGCAAAUCCAGUUGAAAAACAGGCAGGGAAAAGAAGCUUUGAUGCUUGUAGCUAGUCAUUUUAAGAUCUUUAAAAGAAGAGAAAGAGAGAAGCAGUGCAAUACUUAGGUAAAGAUCUAAAAAAAAAAAUAUGUUGAAUAUUUUUCAUUAUGAAAAUAUGAUCAACUUACCCAGAGAUAUUAUUUAUUCUAUAUCUAGAUUUUUUUUCUUAAAUUAAUUUUGUACCCAUUUUCUAUUUUAACUCUCUAUAGUUAACUCUCACCAACUUAAGUUAAAGGCCAGAUCAACAAUAAAAAUGCACAUUGACAAAUUUGUUCAUUCAUAGUUGUGUCAAGCACAGACAGAGCAAAACAAACUCAUAAUAGAUAAAAAGCAAAUACACAAACAAAACACUUGGAUAAGUCACUAGCAGAAAGCUAGGACUUCUUAAAGACAGGUAAUUUCUAGGGCGAAUGCUGGGUGGGAAUAGGUGUUAGUGAUUAGUAUCCUUGGGGAAACUAGAACACAAUCGCUGAUCAUGUGACAGGUCAUUUGACUGGGUUUGGAUGAGGAUUCUGGGAAAAGGCGUUAUUUAAUUGCAGCCUUAAUUAAAUAUUUUCAUGCAUUUGUAUUGCAACAGACUGCUGUAAAUAUUAUAGAAUAGUUCAAUUUUGGUAUAUUAACAAGUGGUGCCAAAACAAUGAAAAACAAUGCUGUGAAAUUUAACAUGCUUUAAAAUUCUUUAUUAAGCAAAACAAAACAAAACAAAAAAACAGUGGACAAAAUGGAAAGAAUCUCCUGCAAAGGCAGCAGUUGUAAAAGUUUAUUUGGGUUAAGUCAUCCAUCUUGAAAUGACCAAUAGUUCAUUUUAAUUUCAUUGUCAUCUUUUCAGGAUUUUUUAAAUUUUUUUUUAUUUUGGCCUUGUUUCAGAACAUAUUAAGUGAACGCCUUACAAAAACAAUGCCUUAUUGCCAUAUUACGUGUUCUGCCAUCAAAACAUGUCCACUUCGUAACUUAAUUCCUACACAUUCAAGCAAAGGAUAUUGUAUAAAGACGUACGAUAAAGUAUUUCUAUCAAAAAAUGAGUUCUCUUGUUUGUUUGUUUUCUAUCGGAUAUUGUGUCAUGUCUCCCAGGGAACAGCUUUGAACUGUAUCAUCGUCACGAUAGAGCUUCAGAUUUUCAUUUCUCUGUAUAUACAGCGCAUACGCUGUCACUUUCAUAUGCUUCUAGUGUAAAUAUAGUGGCAAAGACAAAACUGUGAAUCAUAACACAGUAACAAAAAAAAAAAUGUGUUGAGUUUACUUUUUAUGGAAUCAUUGAUCGUUUUGGCAAAUGUCCUUGACAUGUGCAUGUUAUUUACAAGGACGUGAUCUACAGUAAGUGUUGUAGAUAGUAAGCAAGCACUGUAAAUAGUUCUUUUUUUAGUCAUCAAUGUUGGGAUUUUGUUUUGUUUUGUUAGGUUUUUUUAUUUUUACAUAAUACAUAUUUGGUCCUGGUAUUUCCCUGUUGUUCACCUCUUUCACAUAGAAAUAAAUUCUGUUUAGCAGAAACUAUUUGGGAAAUAUAUGAGGAUAUUUUAAAAUGUGAAAUAAGAAUAUUACAUUUCAAAUUUACCCAAAUAAGGAAAUACGUGAUCAGUUACUAUUACCUCUGCUUACUGUUUAUGCAGUUUAAUGCACCGUAUCCAAUCUUCUAUGUGAAAGAGGUAAUGUUUUAAGUAUCAUUUCUAGAUUAUAUAACAUUUUACAAAGUUAUAAAAAGAAUCGAAUGCUCCAAUACUUCGUUAAGUAGCCAUCAUCUAAUAAGCCAGUUGUUUGCCCUUUGAAUCUAGUACUUCAGUACUUUAGUAGUUUAUCAUUUACACCAAUCAGUCAUAACUUCAGAACCAUUGACAGGUGAAGGGAAUAACAUUGAUUGUCUUGAUUCAGUGAUAAUCAAGCAGUGGGAUGUAUUAAGCAGCAAGUGAACAGACAGUUCCUGAAACUGAUGUGUUGGAAGCAGGAAAAAUGGACAAGUGUAAGGAUCUGAGUGACAGAUUGUGAUGGCUAGAUGACUGAGUCAGAGCUUCUCCAAAGCAGCAGGUCUUGUGGGGUUUUCCCAGUAUGCAGUGGUUAGUACAGAACAAAAGUGGUCCAAGGAAGAGCAACCGGUGAGCCAGUGACAGGGUCAUGGAUGCCUAAGGCUUACUGAUGCAUGUGUGGAGCAAAGGCGAACCUGUGUGGACGAAACCCACAGAAGAGCGAAUUGAUGGAACAGUUAAUAAUAGAAAGGUGUCAGAACACAAAAUGCAUCACAGCAUGCUUGAGUACAUGAGGAAAAGAUGGCACAGUGCACUAUGGGAAGAAGACUAGCUGACAGAGGCUGUGUUGAUAAUGUUCCCUGGCUGAUCAGUCUACAUGGCUUGUUACGGGUUUCUUUCACUUAGUUUCUGUACCUCUACAUCAUAUGGUCAAGGCAGAACUUGCUUGUCCAUGCACGCGUCCCUAAAGCAGAUUAGUACCAGUUAUCACUGGAACUAUGGCAGGUUAGUUCUAGUUAUUUAUAGGCAGUCAUUCCAUUUUCCUUCUAAAGUUAAUAACCUUGUCAUUUUACAGAGAAACCAGAAACUACAAAGUCACUCUGUCCUGACCACUGUUCUAUGGUGGAAAACUACCUGAAUGUUAUAUAGUGCACUGGACACUGGAGACUCCUUCCAAAAAUGCUAAAUAACUGUCUCUUUAAAGGAAAACAUUUACCAGAAGACAAAGUGCAGAAACAAAUGCAUUCAUGUAAACCUGUGAUUUGUCUUGCUGUUUGAAUUACACUCUCUAACCAAUCAGAAUAAUUGAUUUCAGCAGCACUGUUGUAUAAUGUUAAGACAUUUUGUUUAAAAAAAAAAAAAAGUUUAAUAUAACCCAAAGUACACAGCAUGUUUGGUAUCUGUCCAAUCAGGGUUGAGACAUCCUCACCACAAUCUGAUAAUGUGAGCUGACUGUGCCAUCAUCUCACAGGCGAUUAUUUUGUUUGACUGGGACUUUAGACUAGUUUAUUCAUUUACAUUUAUGAUAUCUGUCAGACGCUUUUAUCCAGAGCAACUUUUUAUUUCAAUUUUUAAGCUAAGCAAUUGAGGGUUAAGGGCCUUACUUAUGGGCCCAGUAGUGACAGCUUGGUGGACCUCAGAUUCAAACUCACAACCUUCCGAUCUUUAGUCCUAAUAAGCUACCACAUCACCACAGACUAAAUACUAGAUACAUUCCAUUCCCACAUUAAAAAGAACGUCUGAACAUUCCUGCAUUUAUUUGUGUUUAUUUAUCCAAGAUAUUGUGGAUAAAUCUUUUUGUGUUCCAUCAUGCUUUUCAGCUUGGCACAGUUGUAAAGAGUAGUUACUAUAGUUACCAAUUACCAAGUUAACAGAAUUUUCCUGUCACUUGUUACCAUUCUUCUGUAACCUUUCUCAUCAACAAGACAUUUCCACCCAUAGACCUGCUGUUCACUAGAUAAGAGCAGAUAAGGAGUUUUUUUUCUCCUCCCAAAUGAUGAUUGAUGUGAACAAUAACUGAAGAUGUUGACCUGAAUCUUCAUCUAGUAUACACUGCACUGCUGCAACAUGUCUGGGUAAUUGCAUAAAUGAGUAGUUGUUCAGGUGUUACUAAGUAAGUGGUGGAUAAUGUGAAUACAUCAACAACUAAGAUAUAAUAAAAUGACCACUAUCCUACUGCGAGGAUUUUAUCUUUUGUAAGAUUUAUCUCAUGAAAACUCAGGAGACAUUACUUAUUGAUAAACCAACAUUAAACAAAAUGUGAAGUGCUGAUUCAGCGUGGGUGAUGUUACUUACUAACUUCGGCUCAUUUACAGUUUCCUCUUUUCUACUCUACUACACUGCACUUUAUUUUUAACGGUGCAAGCAUCGUGUAAACAGAUAACGAGUUGGCCUGGGUUUUAUUUAAUUAUCACAAACUCUCCUAGCAAGCUAUUUCCUGCCCAAAAAAACCUAAAACCCUCAUUUCCUACAUGCAAGUGCAGCGAUCCAUGCAUGCUGAAGUCAGCAUGUAAUUAACGUUUAGCAGACAGGAAAGCAGGACUGACACUCGUAACUCAAUACACCUUUGCUCAUUAAAGCUCACCACUUUUCUCUUGGCAUGCUCGUCCAUCACAAUUCUAAGCCUUCAUUAUUCAGUUCAAGUGUGGCAUAUUCACGUGCUUUCUUUUUACUCCAUUUCAUGCUUGCUGAUUUAUAUGAACAUACAUAUAGCUCUACAAACUGUAUGGAAAAACACAAAGGUUAAGGCUAGGAUUAGGAGCUGGGGUUUACACAAAUUUGAAUUUAUACAUCAUCCUUGCUUGGGGAAAUUUGUACAGAUCACACAUUAUUCAUUUGGACAUCGAAUGGAUCUCAAAAUUGAAAAGCAAAUGAAAAAUAAUUCAUCUAUUAUAGAACUAUCAUCAGUUCACACUAGCAAGCGACAAGUUGCUCAUGUCACUUGUCCAGUAGUCUCCUGUCUCCACUGUUGCUGCUUGUGGCUGAGAAAGAGAGGCUAAAAUGUACGUAAGGCUAUAGCUAGCUAGUUAAAUCCAAAUUAUAUAGUGUGCUAAUUAUUUCAUGCUAGGCUUGGUAGAAAGCGAGUUAGCAGAAUUGCAAAGCGAGCUAAAUAUACCAGUUACAUACUCUAGCUCACCAAAGGCACCAAUGAUCUUUGCUACUUGCAUGCUUUAAUUUCCUUCAUAACACACACUGAUGCACAUUUAAUGAGAAGUUAUAUAUGACCAGGAAGAUAAUUCCAGGGAGAAACUAAAGUAGAACUGAAGAAAUGUUGGAUCACACACGGUGUAGGUUUGGUUUAAACAGUCAUUCAAGACAAUUUAUCAGAUUUAAUCUCUAAUAUGCCUAGAACUAAGAAAUACUUUAUUUGUAAUGCUUAAAUUGUGUCUCCAUGUUGUGGUCAUAGAUUGAAACUGAAUAAGCGAAUGACCGCUGCUUCUUGUCGCUCGCUAGACUGACCCGAAUUUUCCCUGCAAAUUUUACAAUCCAAAUAUUACAAAAUUCUAGACAGUUAUGCAAUUUCACAGCUAUUUUUUUUUUUUAUUGCUUUCAAUGCUUAGAUUUUUGCUGCCUUUCCUUACCCUUUGUGACAAAUAUAGACAUGCUAAAGGAUUUUGGGAUAAGGUGCAAAGGAAUAUUUCAAAAUUAAACUGGUUAAUUUUAUUUUAUUUUUUUCCACCAGUUUCAGAAUUAUCCAUAGUAAAGACCUUGAAGAAUUGAUGUAUGGCAGCAAUGCUCUGUUUUUUUGUUACACCAUUUUUACUUUCAGGAGUCUGCUUCAACUCUGGAUAAGCUGAUACAAUAUGAAUGAUGGUCUGGAAAGCCUGUUAGCAUCUGUCACAGGAUUUUACAUCAGAAUGUGCAGUGUGUUCAGGCUAAGAGUGUUGUAGUAUAUAUGUACACACACACCUCAAAUUGCUCAUACUUACUCAUUAUUUUCAGUGUUUUCUCAACAUGUUCUUUUUUUUUUUUUGCUGUUAUCUGAUGUAAUUGGCUCCACUUCGGUGGGGAUCAUUUCUUGGUCCAGAGCAAAAUUUAGCGUAAAAAAAAAAAAAAAAAAAGACUGAAAAUGUAAGAAAGCAGAUGAGCUAAUGAGCUCCUGGUCCUUGUUGUUUAUUGUAAAUUGUUUCAAUGGGCAACUGCAUGGCUCAUGAUGACUGCUCAGUACCAUCUUUAGUUCAGCAUUUCUAUAAGAAAUAAUUGUCAUUUUGAAAUUGUUUCAAAUAAAUGUAUUUUUGUACAUCA
Molecule: messenger RNA, 10037 nt
Organism: Hemibagrus wyckioides
Lineage: Eukaryota; Metazoa; Chordata; Actinopteri; Siluriformes; Bagridae
Gene: sorcs3a
Product: sortilin related VPS10 domain containing receptor 3a
Exons: 27
Coding region: 145-3807 (1220 amino acids)
Cellular component (GO): membrane
Molecular function (GO): protein binding
Source: RefSeq, a predicted model, not a curated record